This is a messenger RNA of Fusarium subglutinans, 759 nucleotides long. RefSeq names its product asparagine synthetase. Bases 1 to 759 code for a protein of 252 amino acids. The transcript is spliced from 2 exons. The record is from RefSeq and is a predicted model, not a curated record. Lineage: Eukaryota; Fungi; Ascomycota; Sordariomycetes; Hypocreales; Nectriaceae.
AUGCCUACGCCGAGCCUUCACAGUGCUGCCGACUUUAUCUUCAUCUUCAACGGGGAGACCGACGCCGAUUCUCUCAUCCCAGAUGCGCCGAACAUCCGCAUCGUACAUCGAAACAACACAUGCUUUGAUCUAGGCGCUCAUGGUGAAGUCUUAAGAGAAGAUGGUCUCUGGACACACUAUCGUCGCUUCAUUACCAUGAAUGCAAGUAUUCGUGGACCCUUCCUCCCAUAUUGGGCUCAAGGCAAAGGUGCAUGUUGGUCAGACCUCUACCUAGCCAGGGUCAACGAAAGGGUUAAGCUGGUUGGCAUGUCAGCAAACUGUAUGCCUCGCUUCCACAUUCAAAGCAUGAUCUGGGCAACGGACUCGGUGGGUAUGGAGCUUCUACUGUUGCCCCAUUCUAGCACCUCUUCACCUGCCGACGGCUUUGGGGCGGCUGGGGCCCCAGUGGCCUUCCAUUCGUGCUAUGACGGAUGGCACUCAGCCGUCCAUGCCGAGAUUGGGACGGCAGAAAUGAUCAUUGAAGCUGGGUACGAUGUGGACGUCAUGAUGGAGGCAUACCAUAAGUCGGAACGGUUUCGAUAUGAUUGCCAUGCGGAUGGAGUGGGUGAUUUACUGUUUAAUGGCCGCUACUUUGGCUCCAACAUCCAUCCUUAUGAGACCAUUUUUAUGAAAGCGAACCGAGACAUCGAUCCCAAACUGCUGAAAUCACUUACGGAAUGGCAUUUAGCUGAAGGGAGGAGGAGUUGGGAUAUGUGUUAA